AUGGAAGUGGAGGAGACUGGUGAAACGAGGAGUUCCUGGUAUGAUGGCUCGUCAGGAGAGACGCACACUGUCCUCUGUGAUCAUGCCGGGAAGAAGAGAAAACAAGACCCGGCUCCUGAACCUGUGAUAAGAAUCAUAGAGGAUGAAGAGGAAGAAGAGGAGGGUGAAAUGAUGCCGGGGCACAUGAAGGAUUCGGAGGAGCCAAGUAACAAACGUGUUAAGCCUGUAUUGAAGUCCAACAGCCUGACGGGGGUCAUAACCCCAGUGAAGACCCCCGCCCUGAAACGCAUAGGCCAGUCUAUUUCGCGGUCUAUAAGCUUUCGCACAGAUGCUCGACCUUUGCCCCCUGCUCCUCUGCGCAACCGCACCAAGGCCUCAUCGUUUCCACGUAGACGCAACAGCCAGUGUUGGAGUGACACGGUGGAGAGUCACGACCUCACCGCCAAGGAAAUCAAACGACAAGAGGUCAUCUAUGAGCUCACUCAGGGAGAGAAACAACUUAUAGAAGACCUCAGUUUGGUCAAGAAGGUGUACUACGAGCCCAUGCUAAAGUUGGACAUAAUGACGGAGAGCGAGCUCGGACAAAUCUUCGGUACUUUGGACUCACUCAUUCCUCUGCAUGAAGAUCUGCUGGAUCGUCUCGAGCGGCUGAGGGGAUCGGAGAAGACGGUUGGAGAGGUGGGGCCUACUCUCUUGAACUGGUUCCCGUGCUUGGGAGCCUAUGUCACGUAUUGCUGCAACCAGGUGGGGGCCAAAGCCCUGCUGGACCAGAAGAAGCACGAGAAACGAGUGGAGCACUUCCUGCGCCUGUGUCAGGAGUCUUCAUUUAGCAGGAAAUUGGACUUGUGGAACUUUCUGGACCUCCCUCGGAGCCGUCUGGUCAAAUACCCUCUGUUGUUGAAGGAGAUACAGAAGUGCACACCUCCGGAGCACCCGGAUGAGGACACGAUUCCUGAAGCUCUGGACAUGAUUCAUGCCAUCGUGGCCGAAGUGAACAAGAAGACGGGGGAAGCAGAGUGCCAGUUCUACCGGCGAGGUCUCAUCUACCUCGAGGAGAGUCAGAGACUCUCAGAGAUCCAGCAGUCUCGCUUCCUGUACUGCCACGGAGAGCUCAAGAACAAUAAGGGACAGCGGCUGCAUGUGUUCCUGUUUGAGCUGGCUUUGGUCCUGACCAGACCGGGGGAGGACAGAGAUCUCGGGCAGGUGUUUCAUGUGUACCGACAGCCGCUGCGCAACGCUUUGAUAAAUCUGGAGGAGAUCCCGGAUGGUGAGGCUGCGGGGGGAGGAACCUUCAGAGGAGCGUUCACCGGGGGAAAUGAUAAAGUGAAGAACUGUUUCCGCGUGAGCAGCAGAGGGCGCUCCAAGGUCAACCCUUACUGCCUGCAGGCCAACGACUCCUUCAGCAAGCAGCAGUGGAUCACCUGCCUGCGCCAGGCCAUCGUGCAGUCCCGGGACAGGACGGCCCAGACCAGCCAGUCGCAGCUCCCUCUGCCCCCCGAUCCCGCCCUGUGUCACAUAGCCGACCUGAGUCUGAGCUCAGACACAGACAUGGCGGAUCACAGCACCUGCUGACCGUUGGACUGAUCGCCAGGAGGAGAAACUAAACAGAACUGCUUGUGGAAAAAGA
Nematolebias whitei (Rio pearlfish) is the source of this 1627-nucleotide messenger RNA. RefSeq names its product Rho guanine nucleotide exchange factor (GEF) 3, like (gene arhgef3l). NCBI's taxonomy places the organism in Eukaryota, Metazoa, Chordata, Actinopteri, Cyprinodontiformes, Rivulidae. Gene Ontology annotation, biological process: intracellular signal transduction; positive regulation of Rho protein signal transduction. The transcript is spliced from 13 exons. Gene Ontology annotation, molecular function: guanyl-nucleotide exchange factor activity. The record is from RefSeq and is a predicted model, not a curated record. Bases 1 to 1572 code for a protein of 523 amino acids.